AUGAUCAUGCCCCUCACCUGUCUCUUCCCCUCUCUCCCUUCGACAUUGCACUUCAAGUACGAAGAUGCAGCGGCACUGCUGCCAUCAGGCCCGUGCAAGCAUCUGCAGCAGUGGGUGGUGGUGAUUGUCGCACCCGUCAACCCGGUGCUUGCUCAGAUAUUUGUGCUCCUUCCACCCCCCGACCGAAGGUACUCCUCACACUUCAAGUACGAGCACGCCAUGGCGUUGCUGCAGGCAGGCGCGUGUGUGUGUUCAAUUGCAGCAGUGGGUGAUGAUGGCCCUGCUCGCCCCUCAACUCCGCAUGCUCUCCUCUGCAUGUUGCAUCUCCCUCUCCUCUGCAUGUUGCAUCUCCCUCUCCUCUGCAUGUUGCAUCUCCCUCUCCUCUGCAUGUUGCAUCUCCCUCUCCUCUGCAUGUUGCAUCUCCCUCUCCUCUGCAUGUUGCAUCUCCCUCUCCUCUGCAUGUUGCAUCUCCCUCUCCUCUGCAUGUUGCAUCUCCCUCUCCUCUGCAUGUUGCAUCUCCCUCUCCUCUGCAUGUUGCAUCUCCCUCUCAUCUGCAUGCUGCAUCUCCCUCUCAUCUGCAUGUUGCAUCUCCCUCUCCUCUGCAUGUUGCAUCUCCCUCUCCUUGCGCAUCUCCCCCCCCGCAGGUACUCCUCACAAUUUAAGUGCGAUGACGACGCCAUGGCACUGCUGCAGGCAGGCGCAUGCAUGCAGCUGCAGCAAUGGGUGGUGAUGAUUCUGCCCCUCAACCCUGCCUGCUCGCAUAAUCUCAUCUGCGUGCUGCAUCUCCCUCUGCCUGUCCCCCUCUGCAUCCCCCUCUGUCUGUCCCCCUCUGCAUCCCCCUCUGUCUGUCCCCCUCUGCAUCCCCCUCUGUCUGUCCCCCUCUGCAUCCCCCUCUGUCUGUCCCCCUCUGCAUCCCCCUCUGCCUGUCCCCCUCUGCAUCCCCCUCUGUCUGUCCCCCUCUGCAUCCCCCUCUGCCUGUCCCCCUCUGCAUCUCCCUCUGUCUGUCCCCCUCUGCAUCCCCCUCUGCCUGUCCCCCUCUGCAUCCCCCUCUGUCUGUCCCCCUUUGCAUCUCCCUCUGCCUGUCCCCCUCUGCAUCCCCCUCUGUCUGUCCCCCUCUGCAUCCCCCUCUGUCUGUCCCCCUCUGCAUCCCCCUCUGUCUGUCCCCCUCUGCAUCCCCCUCUGUCUGUCCCCCUCUGCAUCUCCCUCUGUCUGUCCCCCUCUGCAUCCCCCUCUGCCUGUCCCCCUCUGCAUCCCCCUCUGUACUCCUCGCAGUUCAAGUACGAGGACGCCAUGGCGCUGCUGCAGUCAGGGGCGUGUGUGCAGUUGGAGCACGGGCAGGUGACCAGUGGGGGGGAGCUCGCUCUGCUGCUCACCGACUUACUCUCCUCCACCGAGACGCCCUGCUGGGAGGACUCCCUGGCGCAUCACAGCCGUCCCCACCAUCUGCUCCGACCCCCUCGUCCCCCAACAUCUUCCCGCCUACCCGCCCUUGUCCCCUCCCCCUCCUACCCCUCCCCAGAGCGCAUCACCGCAGUGUACACCAGCUUCCCGCGCUCAACCGACCCAUCAGGUCUGCUCCCGGGUGAAUCCGAGGAGGCGGCCAGGCUCAGAGUGGACGGGUGCAAGCGCUUCCUCAGAGCUGCGCUCAAGUACGUGCCCCUGGCUAGGACUCACACGUGGAAGUCUCACCUCGCCCCAUCUGCUGCUCCUUGGUGGUCCGCCCAGUGGUCAGCCCAGUUCCCCGAGAUGCUAUCAGCCCCAUCCAGCCCCCAGGCGCAAGCAAAGCCCUCAUCGCCCACAGCGUCCUCCCCCGCCGCCCUGGCCUCCCUGGGCUCGCCGGCCAUUCACCUCAUGCUCGCCCACUGCCUCUCGUCCCAGCUGCCUCCUCAUAAACGGGUUGGUGCUUUCCUUUUCUCCUCUCCCCCUCGUCCCCCUCCUUCCCCCUCUUUCAUUCCCCCUCCUCUUCCCUUCCCCCUCUUCCUUGCCUCCCUUGCCCUCUCCCCCCUCCCAAUCUUCCUCCGCCCUGGCCUCCCUGGCCUCCCCACCCAUUCACCCCAUGCUCUCUCACUGCCUCCCCUCCCAGCUGCCUCCGCACAAAAGGGUUGGUCCUUCUUCCUUCCCCCCUUUUUCUCUCCCCUCCACACACCUCAUGCGUGUACACCUCGUUUUGUCCUCGCGAAUUAUGCUUCUCCAUCCCAUGUCUAUCACUUCCAUCCCAUGUCUAUCGCCUCCAUCCCAUGUCUAUCACUUCCAUCCCAUGUCUAUCGCCUCCAUCCCAUGUCUAUCGCCUCCAUCCCAUGUCUAUCGCCUCCAUCCCAUGUCUAUCGCCUCCAUCCCAUGUCUAUCGCCUCCAUCCCAUGUCUAUCGCCUCCAUCCCAUGUCUAUCACCUCCAUCCCAUGUCUAUCACUUCCAUCCCAUGUCUAUCGCCUCCAUCCCAUGUCUAUCACCUCCAUCCCAUGUCUAUCGCCUCCAUCCCAUGUCUAUCGCCUCCAUCCCAUGUCUAUCACUUCCAUCCCAUGUCUAUCGCCUCCAUCCCAUGUCUAUCGCCUCCAUCCCAUGUCUAUCGCCUCCAUCCCAUGUCUAUCGCCUCCAUCCCAUGUCUAUCACCUCCAUCCCAUGUCUAUCACUUCCAUCCCAUGUCUAUCACUUCCAUCCCAUGUCUAUCGCCUCCAUCCCAUGUCUAUCGCCUCCAUCCCAUGUCUAUCGCCUCCAUCCCAUGUCUAUCGCCUCCAUCCCAUGUCUAUCGCCUCCAUCCCAUGUCUAUCACCUCCAUCCCAUGUCUAUCACUUCCAUCCCAUGUCUAUCGCCUCCAUCCCAUGUCUAUCGCCUCCAUCCCAUGUCUAUCGCCUCCAUCAUGUAUCCUGAGAAACUACAGCAGGGUUCUUCCACUUUGUGUGCUCAGACAACCCAAGACUCUUCUGAGUCGACUCAAUUGUCCUCCCCGGGCCCCGCCCCCCACGCAGGACUAUGCAGCGGCAUUCUUCCACUUUGUGUACUCGGACGACCCCGCCCUCUUUGCUCACAGCCUGGCGGAAUACGCACAGCAGUGCUACCUCGGCGAGAGGGACCUCGUCAUUGCCAGGGCUAUAGAGAUUGAAGUUGACCAAAAAACACACUCUUGUGAUUCUUCUUACACCUCCCCUUUCUUCCCGCGCCUCUCCUCUCCAUGUUACUCGCGCUUUGAAGCCCUCACAGCAAUUGCUCUGAUUAGCAGCCCACCGUCCGUCUCAUUUCCCCAUAACGUGGCUCAGCUUGUCGCCUUCCUCGCCUCCCCCAUAUCCCCACUCUCCCAGGUGUUCGGCAGCAGGGACUGCAGCAACAAAUCUUUGGACCAUUCCUCGCCCAUGCCCCCCCUCGCCCAUGCCCCCCCUCGCCCAUGCCCCCCCUCGCCCAUGCCCCCCCUCGCCCAUGCCCCCCCUCGCCCAUGCCCCCCCUCGCCCAUGCCCCCCCUCGCCCAUGCCUCCCCUCGCCCAUGCCUCCCCUCGCCCAUGCCUCCCCUCGCCCAUGCCUCCCCUCGCCCAUGCCUCCCCUCGCCCAUGCCUCCCCUCGCCCAUGCCUCCCCUUGCCCAUGCCUCCCCUCGCCCAUGCCUCCCCUCGCCCAUGCCUCCCCUCGCCCAUGCCUCCCCUCGCCCAUGCCUCCCCUCGCCCAUGCCUCCCCUUGCCCAUGCCUCCCCUCGCCCAUGCCUCCCCUCGCCCAUGCCUCCCCUCGCCCAUGCCUCCCUUCGCUAAGGCCUCCUCUUGCCGAUGCACCCUUCCUGCCAUGCCCCUCCUCUCUUAGGUGUCUGGCGGCAGGGCGACUGCAGCAGGGCAAGCAGCUCUGGCACGACCUCAAAACGAAGCAGGCAGGCAUCUGGGGAGCGGAUGACCAUGCUGCUGGUGAUGAUGGUGCUGAUGCUGAUGGUGCUGCUGACGCUGCUGCUGCUGUGGAGAGUGGUGCUACUGAAGACAGAGCUGGUGCUGCAGCUAGCAAGUGGCAGGAGUCUCCCCUCUUACGUUUCACUGACCUUCUCCUCACUGCAGCUGAUCGCAGGGCGCCAUCACUUUUGUCUCAUCUGCGCCGCCGCUAUGAGCCGUCCCUCCAACGCGACCCUGCCUUCCCUCCUCUGCUAGAUGACAUUGCCUUCCGCCUCUUCGGAGUGCCGCGGCCUGCUGCAGCACCCAACUUCCUAACCGACAUGCUUAAGCUUGUGAUGGGAGAGGAGACACCAGCAUAG
Molecule: messenger RNA, 4215 nt
Organism: Closterium sp. NIES-65
Lineage: Eukaryota; Viridiplantae; Streptophyta; Zygnematophyceae; Desmidiales; Closteriaceae
Source: the annotation of a GenBank genome assembly